Podospora pseudocomata is the source of this 1159-nucleotide messenger RNA. Its product is annotated as Tlg2-vesicle protein. Bases 1 to 1122 code for a protein of 373 amino acids. Lineage: Eukaryota; Fungi; Ascomycota; Sordariomycetes; Sordariales; Podosporaceae. The record is from RefSeq and is a predicted model, not a curated record. The transcript is spliced from 4 exons.
AUGGGGCCCGACGAGAUCGAGAUGGUACCGCCCAAGACGCCACGCGGUUUGCCCCCCUCAGAAACAGAUUACCAGCCCGUCAACUGGAAGAGGCUCUUUUUGCGCCCAAAGUACCUAGCCAUGUGGGUGGUCUUAGUGAUUAUUAUCAUUCUGACCGCCAUCAUUACCAUCUACCACGACAAGGUUGUUGAGCAUCUUCGGCCCUUUGCCGAGCAAGUGCGCCAUCUACCCGGCGGGUGGCUAAUACCAAUCGUCAUCCUCAUCGUGAUAUCGUUUCCACCUUUAUUUGGCCAUGAAAUCAUUGCAUUACUGUGCGGAGUAGUAUACGGAUUAUGGAUUGGCUUCGGCAUCGUGGCGGCAGGCACCUUUUUGGGAGAAGUUGGUACUUGGUUCGCCUUCAAGUAUCUAUUUCGACAAAAGUCGGAGAAGCUCGAAAGGACAAGCUUGAGCUACGGCGCCCUGGCGCGCAUCACUCGUGAUGGGGGUUUCUGGAUUGUCCUGAUUAUUCGCUUCUCGGCGAUACCUACCCACUUUUCCACCGCCGUCUUUUCCACGUGCGGCGUGAACUUCUGGAUCUUUGCCAUUGCGACGUUCCUUACGCUUCCGAAACAGAUCUUUCUCGUCUAUCUCGGUGUCCUCCUACUCCAAGACAAGCCGGACGACGCGCCCAAGAACAUUGUGUUUGGUAUCGCGUUUGUGUUGACCAUUGUCAUGGCAGGCUACAUCGGUUUCAAGAUGCGGUUUGUUAAGAAGAUCUUGAUCGAGGAACAAGAGGAAAGGAGAAAGGCUUUAGCAAUGCCGACGAUGGAUGACACAGUCAAUACCGGGGAUGGGGUCUUGGACCCAGAAAGAAGCGAGGUUCGUGAUCCGUGGACGGUGGAGGCGCAACACAAGUUUCUAAACAGGUCGAGUCAGUAUGAGGCCCUUUCCCAGAACGACUUUAGCAUCGUGAUGCCAGGUCCUGCCGCCGGAAACCACACGCCGCUUGGUGAACCCUCCAAGGGACCGUCCACUGCGCCAUCCGGGUGGACGACAGAGGCUGUCAACACACCCGAUAGUCCAGGAACGCCGCCAAACGAGUACUUUGGGCAGCAACCGGCAAAAGGGUUUCAGUGGGUGUGAGGGAUGGUGUUGCAUCAAAAUGCGCGAUGUUACCUUG